GAUCCUCCGGGGAGGCCGCGCGGUUGGCUACCUCUAUGAAGUGGGCAGCGGCGGCACGCGUCUCCAGAUCGAGAGACAACUGACACAUACGCAUCGUCCGCCGACGCGCGCUCGGAGUGGGCUAGCGAGGACUUACGGCGACGCGGGAAUGGCCAAUUCUGGCGCACGGAAGGCGCCGGAGCCCGCGACCUCCCUGGACGUAGCGACAGCGGUACUCAAAAGCACCGGCUGUGCGCGUGACGCGGGAGGCCGUCGCGGCUUACUGGUGUGUCGAGCGGCGCCGGGCCCGGACCAGGCACUGCUGCUCUUGCUGCAGAAGCAGCUCCACGACGGCGUCGGCGGCGGCGACGGCAGCGGCAGCGGUACGGCCGGAGCCGGAACGCUUCCCGGGACUGCUGCACAAGGCGGUAACAGGCUUGUAGGAGGAAGAAGAGGAACAGACGACGAACGCAGCAAUGAGAUGAGGCAUCACGAACACCGGACACACCGCGCAGCGUUGAAGGAACGCUCACGCAUCGCCCGCACUACGCACACGACCCGCAUAUCAUUUCCCCGUAGAAAGGCGCGGCCGCCAGGGCCCCUCUCCUUUCCUUCUUCACAAGGCUUGGCUGUUGAAGAGUCAUUCAUUUGCACGCGACGAGAGGUUAGAGCUUAGGCGCCGCUCAGGCGCAGGGAAGACACAGCGUAUAU
This is a messenger RNA of Microdochium trichocladiopsis, 690 nucleotides long. RefSeq lists its product as uncharacterized. Bases 149 to 655 code for a protein of 168 amino acids. The transcript has a single exon. The record is from RefSeq and is a predicted model, not a curated record. Lineage: Eukaryota; Fungi; Ascomycota; Sordariomycetes; Xylariales; Microdochiaceae.